Molecule: messenger RNA, 1126 nt
Organism: Ostrinia nubilalis (European corn borer)
Lineage: Eukaryota; Metazoa; Arthropoda; Insecta; Lepidoptera; Crambidae
Exons: 6
Coding region: 163-957 (264 amino acids)
Molecular function (GO): protein binding
Source: RefSeq, a predicted model, not a curated record
AGUGCGGACGUUUGUUGUGAGAUUUAUUUCCUAUAUUUUCGCCUUCCGUCGUUUAAUUAAUUUUGUGUGAUGUUAACGAUUAGAUAGGAAUAAAUCUUUUUUACUUUACAUUAGAUAGUGCUCAAAUAUUUUUGCCAAGUGUCUAAAUGUAGAAAAAGUAGGAUGUUCCUCGAGCGUAUAAUCCUGCCCGUAUUCUGCCUUGGAAUCAAAGUUUUCCAUUGGACCCUGGCCGAGGAGGUGGACAUCAGGGAGGUGGCGGCAGACAAAGGCACGAACGUGACGAUCCCCUGCGGCGGGCUGCAGGUCCUGCCGGCCUCCAACGUCCAGUGGGUGCACCGAGGCAAUCACACGCACCAAGAAAUAUUGACUGAUGGCAGCUUGUUCAUUCCAAUGAUAGGCCCGGAUGACUCCGGGUUAUACGAGUGUGGGGUGGAGAACGAGACAUCCUUCCUAGACAGAAUGAACGUCACAGUGCGGACCGAGCCUCCUCCCCUGGUGAACGUAACAGUCCACGCAUCCACAAUCCUGGCUCUCAUCCUGUGGAACGUGGCUGGCGACGGAGGGCACCCCAUCAUAGACUUCACGGCUCAGUACCGGUCCGCAGCGCCUGUGAAUGGGUCCCUAGAACCCUGGAGGCCAAUCAGCCCCAACCACAUUAGUCCAAACUCGCGGCAGGUGGACGUGUACCACUUGGACACGAACGCGUCGUACUGGUUCCGCGUGUGGGCCACCAACGCGCUGGGCCCCGGGCCCCCGGUCGAGGUGCUGGCCACCACGCUCUACAGCGACCAGGAGGCUGAACUCUACAAGCACUUCCUGGAAGGCUCUGAGAGCUUCGACACGCGCACGUGGGUAGCGGCCGUGUGCGUGGUCAUGGGAACGCUGCUGGUGCUGGCUGCUGGCACGUGCGCCGUCCUCUGCCGCGAGUGGCGCCGCCCCGGUGAGCCCGCGCCCUAGCACUCGCACCUGCCCCGGCUCUACUUCCUGUGGCACUACUGAGCCGCGGCCGAGCCGGCGCAGUGUGUCUAGCCUGUAGCUCCCGUGUCACACCUGUACCUCCCGUGUCACACCUGUACCUACCUCACCGUCUCUGUGCCGCGAGUGGCGCCGCCCCGGUGAGCCCGCG